AUCUCAACCGGCAAAUAGCCAAGGCGAAAGAAUCUUGAUCAUGAUCGUGAUCAUCAUUAUGAUCACUACCUUGACUCUGAGGAGAAACAGAGAAAGAGAGAGAGAUACAGAGAGCCAGAAACUGCACGAGAAACGUUAUGUGAGCGAAAUGAGGCAAAGGCAGUGGGCAAAGGCAAAGGCAAAAAGGCAAAGGCAGCAACGCACACAAAACACUCUCACUCUCUCUCACACAGGUGCGCGCUCGCUUCGCCGUUUUAUUUUUCUCACCUGGGUAGCAGCAGCGGCGGCGAAUAUCUCGUUAUUUUCUGACUCAUACGAAAGCGAAGUUUCGCCGCCGCUGCUCUCUCUCUCUCUCUCUUUCUCUCUCGACUUACGGUGUUUUCAAUUCGCCGUCUAACUGAGUUUGUUGUAGCGGCGAGAUCGAUCGGUUGACUUUGGUUUGGCCUAACUGACUACCUCGAAUACAGUAAGUGGCGAGCCGGCGUUGUGAAUGCACGUGUUUUCGCUUCAACACACUCACCUGGGCGAAACCCAAAAAACAAAAAAAAUAAAACACCAAAGCAAACUACACAAAACACACAUCAAAUAUACAAUAUAAAACACUGUGUUGUGCAUUCAUUAUACAAAAAAUAUAUAUCAAAAUAUAUAUAAAUAUAUAUAUUCAAAUCCAUCAAAACAGAAACAAAUUUUUUUCAAGUAAUAUUUUUUACAAGUGCGUCGAAAAAAAAAGAAGAAAAAAGAACCCAAAAAGUGUUUGAGAACCCAAACUAGAGAAAAAUUUAUCAACUUUUCUCAAAACUAAAAACUAAUAUUUUUUUGCAAAAAAAAAAAACCCAAGAAAAAUUAUUUUUCUAAAAAUUUUAUAAAACACAAAAAAAUUCCACAAGACAAUUUUUUUUCAAGUACAUUUUUUUCCAAGUGUUUUUUAAGGAAAAUAAACCCUACCCAAGACAGAACCCCCUAAAAAAAACUACAAUCCUUGGCUUUCCAAUUGACUCUUCUUUCGACUUUGAAGAAUCGAAAAAAAGACAAAACUUAGAAAAGACAUGAAGAGGGCCAAACAGAAGUUGGCCUGAGCUCGGCUCAUGACAAAAUCAAAACUAAAAAUCAAACAAUUUUUUUUUUAAAACUCAGUGGACGAGCGGCGAACAAACAUACACACACACAUUGGAUUAGUGUUUUGUUUAUUUCGGACCCACUGUUUACUGUCCCUCGUCCACCCAAAAAAGGAAAAAAAUAAAAAAUCACCACAAAAAAAAUAAUCUCCGCCUCCUUGAGAAGAAUUCGUCGCGUGUAACCGGUCGCGUUUCGCGUUUCAUUGAUCGCUAAUCGUUUAUCGUUAAUCGUCCAAUUGCAAAUCGCACAAAUUGCAACUUGUUCCAACCCCGAUUAAUCCUCCUUCAACAUGCCGAAGAUUUUCUUGAUCAAAAAUCGCCUGCAUCAGCAGCAACAGCGUUUGCUAGAAUCGCAAAAUUUGUUGCAACACAAAAAUCAGGAUGAUGAGCGUCUGGUGCCACCACUCAGUCCCACUAGUGGUAGUGGCGGCAGCGGUACUUCGCCAACGCCCAGCGCCCAACCACCAGCACCACCACCAACACCACCGGAACCGCAAGGUCAGGGGCAACAGGUGCUCGGACAGGUGCCCGAUUCAGAUCAACAACCGUUGAGCCUCACGCGCAAGCGUUUCCACCAUCGUCGUCACUAUUUCGGACAAUCGCGUCACAGUCUCGAUCAUCUCAAUCAAAAUCAAAAUCAGAACCUUAAUCAAAUACAAAAUCCUGCGGAAUUGGAAGUCGAACGAGCUACGGGAAAAGUUGAAAAUGAAAACUUUGCUGCUGAAUUGCUACAGCGUUUAACCCCAAACACCACUACUAUCACCACCACAACAGCACAAAAUAAUAUUGUUAACCCCAUAACGCCUGUCAAAGGUGAUAAUUUGGUUAAUAAUAGUAAAGCCGCCACCUCCGUUUUAACCACAAAAGACUGCACAAUUGAAAAUUCCCCAAUCAGCAUACCAAAAAUUCACGAAGAAGACGACGAAGGAGAAGUGAAAGAACAGCAGGAGAAGGAGAAAGUAAAAGAGAGCGAGGAAGCGGUGGUAGUAGAAGAAAAGCUAAGCAAAGAUAAGGCGGCGGAGGGCGAAGAAGAGGAAGAGGAGGACGAAGACGAAGUUGUGGAUGUGGGUGUAGAAGCACCACGCCCACGCUUUUAUAAUACCGGCGUGGUUUUAACCCAGGCUCAACGCAAGGAAUAUCCCCAAGAGCCAAAGGAUCUGUCCUUAACCCUUACCCUCACCCAACAAUCCUCACCAGCUUCACCGAAAAGUGACUCCGAUUCGGAUUCCGAUUCGGAUGGCGGCUGCAAGCUAAUUGUCGAUGAGAAGCCUCCAUUGCCGGUGAUUAAGCCCUUAUCUUUGCGCCUGCGCAGCACACCGCCUCCAGCGGAUCAGCGACCAAGUCCGCCGCCUCCACGUGAUCCUGCGCCCGCUGUUCGCUGUUCGGUGAUCCAACGGGCACCGCAAUCUCAAUUGCCAACUAGCCGAAGUGGUUUCCUUCUGCCACCAUUGGAUCAACUUGGCCCAGAGCAACAGGAACCCAUCGAUUACCACGUUCCCAAGCGACGAAGCCCAUCGUAUGAUUCUGAUGAGGAACUGAACGCCAGACGGCUGGAAAGAGCACGACAGGUGCGUGAGGCACGACGCAGGAGCACCAUUUUGGCUGCCCGCGUCUUGUUGGCCCAGUCCCAAAGGCUAAAUCCGCGAUUGGUGCGCUCAUUGCCUGGUAUUUUGGCAGCCGCAGCCGGUCACGGUCGUAACAGUAGCAGUUCUAGCGGUGCUGCCGGUCAGGGUUUUCAAUCCUCUGGAUUUGGUAGCCAAAAUAGCGGCAGUGGUUCAUCUAGUGGGAACCAGAACGCCGGUAGCGGUGCUGGCUCACCAGGAUCCGGUGCCGGAGGCGGUGGUGGCAUGGGCGGUGGUCGUGACGGCCGAGGGAAUUACGGACCCAAUUCACCGCCAACGGGUGCAUUGCCACCAUUUUACGAAAGCUUAAAGAGCGGCCAACAGAGCACGGCCAGCAGUAAUACGGGCCAAAGUCCCGGUGGUAAUCACUCGCAUUUUAACGCAAAUCCAGCGAAUUUCCUGCAAAACGCAGCAGCGGCAGCAUACAUAAUGUCAGCAGGUUCCGGAGGAGGAUCUGGGAACGGAGGUGGUGGAGGAUCAGGAGCUGGCGGUGGAGCAUCGGCAAACGGUGGUGGUGGUGGUGGAGGUAAUGGUUACAUCAACUGCGGAGGAGUUGGUGGUCCAAACAAUAAUCUCGACGGUAAUAAUCUAUUAAACUUCGCCAGUGUUUCUAACUAUAACGACUCCAAUUCCAAAUUCCAUAAUCAUCAUCAUCAUCAUCAUCACAACAACAACAAUAAUAAUAAUAAUAAUAAUAACAACAACAAUGGUGGUCAAUCAUCGAUGAUGGGUCAUCCCUUUUAUGGCGGCAAUCCCUCAGCCUAUGGCAUAAUACUCAAGGAUGAACCGGAUAUUGAGUACGACGAGGCGAAGAUUGAUAUUGGAACCUUCGCUCAGAACAUUAUCCAGGCAACAAUGGGCAGCUCCGGUCAAUUCAAUGCCAGCGCCUAUGAGGAUGCUAUUAUGUCGGAUUUGGCCAGUUCGGGUCAGUGUCCCAAUGGUGCCGUCGAUCCGUUGCAGUUUACGGCUACAUUGAUGUUGAGUUCUCAGACCGAUCAUCUGCUAGAACAGCUAUCCGAUGCCGUGGACUUGAGUUCAUUCCUGCAGCGAAGCUGUGUGGACGAUGAGGAGUCCACCAGUCCGCGUCAGGAUUUCGAGCUGGUGUCCACGCCAUCGCUGACACCGGAUUCGGUGACGCCCGUUGAGCAGCAUAAUGCCAAUACAUCCCAAUUGGAUGCCCUGCAUGAGAAUCUGUUGACCCAAUUGACCCACAAUAUGGCCAGGAAUAGCAGCAACCAACAACAGCAGCAUCAUCAACAGCACAAUGUGCAACAGCAGCAGCAGCACAAUGUGCAGCAGCAACAGCAUAAUGUGCAACAGCAGCAUAAUGUACAGCAACAACAUGUUCAGCAACAACCACCGCCUUCAUAUCAACAUGCCACACGUGGCCUGAUGAUGCAACAGCAAACGCAGCACGGUGGUUAUCAGCAGCAGGCUGCCAUGAUGUCACAGCAGCAAUUGCUUAGCCAACAGCAACAAUCGCAUCAUCAGCAGCAACAUGCCGUUGCCUAUCAGCAGCAUAAUAUGUAUGCUCAACAGCAACAGCAGCAACAUCAUCAGCAACAGCAACAGCAUCAUUUCCACCACCAGCAACAACAACAGCAGCAACAGCAACAACAGUCUCAUCAUUCGCAUCAUCAUGGCCAUGGACAUGACAAUAGCAACAUGUCACUGCCUUCGCCGACUGCUGCUGCAGCUGCAGCUGCUGCGGCGGCUGCUGCUGCUGCUGCUGCGGCUGCCGCUGCUCAUUUGCAGCGACCGAUGAGCAGUAGCAGCAGCUCCGGCGGCACAAACAGUAGCAACAGCAGCGGUGGUAGCAGCAACAGUCCACUUUUGGAUGCCAAUGCUGCGGCAGCGGCAGCAGCCGCCUUGCUGGACACCAAGCCACUCAUCCAAAGCGUAAGUACUCCAUUUGUUAAGCAACUUAAUACUCAAUCACAGCAGCAAAAACAGGGAAAGCAAAUCACCUUGAUGAAGACCACCAGGUAUACGGAAUUUGUGGAGAUGGUAUCUCUGGAUGUACUAGUUAAGCCAGAGCCAUAUAUUGAAACCAAACCAGAGGUAACCGAAUUGCCAACCGAAGAGCUUACAUUGGAAACGGUGACGCCAGUAGAAGAAUCAGGAACUCAGGUUCCAACAACACCAUCACCACCACCACCAGCAUCAGCGCCACCAUCCUCUUCGGGCAGAAAGCUGCGUGGUCGGGCCAAGGCGGUGGCCUAUGGCUCUACUAUGAUCACACUUAUAUCCACUCUGAAAUCCUCGCCCGAAGUGCCGGCCACUAAGACGGUGCACCGCACCACUUUGAGAUCUUUGGCAUCGGCGGCGGCGGCCACUGCAGCAGGAUUGCUGGCGCCAUCGCCCACUGUUUCAGUUUUGAAUGAGAGCAAAGUCUUGCAACGGCGUUUGGGCCUACCGCCAGAUCUACAGCUGGAGUUUGUGAACGGUGGACAUGGCAUUAAGAACCCGCUGGCCGUGGAGAAUGCCCAUGGUGGCCAUCACAGAAUACGCAACAUCGAUUGCAUUGAUGAUCUCAGCAAGCAUGGCCACCACUCGCAGCAGCAGCAACAGCAGCAGCAAGGCUCGCCGCAACAACAGCAACAGCAGAAUAUGCAGCAGCAGCAACAGCAGCAAUCGGUGCAACAGCAGCAAUCCCUCCAACAGCAACAGCAGCAACAUCAUCAGCACCAUAGCAACAGCAGUGCAAGCAGCAAUGCCAGCAGUCACGGCUCCGCCGAAGCCCUUUGCAUGGGCUCAUCUGGUGGCGCCAACGAGGAUUCAUCCUCGGGUAAUAAUAAGUUUGUCUGUCGCGUCUGUAUGAAGACAUUUUCGCUGCAAAGAUUGCUUAAUCGUCACAUGAAAUGCCACUCGGAUAUCAAGCGAUAUCUAUGCACGUUCUGUGGCAAAGGAUUUAAUGACACCUUCGACCUCAAGCGGCAUACACGCACCCACACGGGCGUCCGACCGUACAAGUGUAAUCUGUGCGAGAAGAGCUUCACGCAGCGCUGUUCCCUGGAGUCGCAUUGCCAGAAGGUGCACAGUGUUCAGCAUCAGUACGCUUAUAAGGAGCGCAGGGCUAAGAUGUAUGUCUGCGAGGAAUGCGGUCACACAACCUGCGAACCGGAAGUGCACUAUCUGCAUCUGAAGAACAACCAUCCGUUCUCGCCGGCACUAUUGAAGUUCUACGAUAAAAGGCACUUUAAGUUCACCAACUCGCAGUUUGCCAACAAUUUGCUCGGUCAGCUGCCCAUGCCUGUGCAUAAUUAAUCGAUGAUGGUGAUGUUUUAGAAUUUUAAGAACUCGAACAAACUUAAGCAACCAACACAUUGUGACUUUGAAGUUUUUUGAAAACUGCCCCCCGUUCCGCGGAGGAUACGGAAUUUUUGGAGAUUAUGCUUAUUAUGUAUAUUUUUGCUUAGAUCAUAAGUUAUUAGUUAUUAUAGCUCUACUAGGCUACAGUAUCAUGCUAAACCAACCCACUCACUUUGCUGUGCAAAUCAAUCUCUAUAUCUCACACUUGAACACUUCAACUCUUUUGUUUAUAGUUAAUCUUGAAUUUUCGUUUUUUACUUUUAUAUAUAUAUAUAUACAAUUUUUUUUUUUGGAAUACCGUUUCUUAGUCAAAAAGUUAUCGUUAGAUUUAAGAAACUGUUUAGAAGAUGCUUUGAGCAAAACACAAAUUAUGGAUUAUCGAUCGUAUAUAGGAAUUAUAUUACCAGAGAAUAUAUAAAAAAAGGAUAUAGUUGUAAGAUGUUAAGAUGUUAGGAGCUACCAACCGAACAAGCUGCAAACGUUUGCAUUUAUUUGUCUUCAACAGAAACCUAAAGAAAAAAAAAAAAAGAAAAAACAAGAAAUAUGAUCAAGGAUAACAUAUUUACACACCACCACCACCAACCAUAUGCAUAAAUAUUUAUUACUUAAUCACAAAACCACAUUGCAAAGAGGCAAAAAACAUUCAAUUAAUCUAGGCUAAGAUCGAUAAAAGAAACAAAAAGAAAAAAAAGCUUAAACUAAAGUUGUUCAUAAAUGAAGUCAUAGCCCAACAAAAUCAAACUUUAUAUGGAAAAAUCGAAUCGAAUUGCGUAUAAAAUGAUUCUAUGAAUAUAUAUUAAUCGUAGAUUUUAAGCAAUACCACCAAUUGUACUGAUCUUAACUGAACAAAAACACUAAAAACAAAAACAUAUUUUAUGUAAACAUACAUAUAUCCGAUGAUAUAUAUAUAUAUAUAUAUUUUAAGACCUAAAAUUCAUAUGUAUAAGUUAGAAUUAUGCUUUGAAUCUGGAUUCGAAUUUGAGUUUGAAUUUGUUUACGAUUGGAGAGGAAACAAUGAUUUCCAUGAUUUCGUAACAUUAAACUGCAUUAUUAUUACUGUU
This is a messenger RNA of Drosophila eugracilis, 7110 nucleotides long. It is a transcript of the gene ovo, whose product is annotated as transcriptional regulator ovo. Gene Ontology annotation, cellular component: nucleus. The transcript is spliced from 4 exons. Bases 1406 to 6004 code for a protein of 1532 amino acids. The record is from RefSeq and is a predicted model, not a curated record. Lineage: Eukaryota; Metazoa; Arthropoda; Insecta; Diptera; Drosophilidae. Gene Ontology annotation, biological process: epidermal cell differentiation; regulation of transcription by RNA polymerase II. Gene Ontology annotation, molecular function: DNA-binding transcription factor activity, RNA polymerase II-specific; RNA polymerase II cis-regulatory region sequence-specific DNA binding.